Pyricularia grisea is the source of this 543-nucleotide messenger RNA. RefSeq lists its product as uncharacterized. The transcript has 2 exons. Lineage: Eukaryota; Fungi; Ascomycota; Sordariomycetes; Magnaporthales; Pyriculariaceae. The annotation marks the transcript as partial. The record is from RefSeq and is a predicted model, not a curated record.
AAUCACACCCCGGCCAGGAAAGACUGCCGCGCGGCAAUUUACUUUGAAAACCCUGCCUUUCCACCAAUCACAUACUUUUACGGCUCAGGAUCCUGUCACUUUGGGUCGGAAAACGCGAGUUUCCAGGUGCCCAUUGGGGUGCCGAAUGGUGAUGCAUAUGUGACCUGGACGUGCGGGGUGGCGGCACAUACCUGUGUACGCGCCAUUGUUUCGCAGGGACUUUUUAGCCCCCGAGCUCCCCCAUUGCUAGAUGGAACCAUUUCUUGUCAAAGGUGGCCACGGAAUGGCAACACGGCAUUGCCAGUCUCUUUAUCUGCGGAAGCUGGCCCGACCAUAAAUAUAGACACAAGCACAACGUCAAGUACAACGUCAAGUACAACGUCAAGUACAAGCACAACCACCACAAAUACGUCCUCAGAUGGCACACUGUCCUCCUCGGUGCUCUUCAACGAGGGUCAAUCCAUCCCACCCUCCACUCUGUCCAAUUCUGNGUUUCGUACGCUGAUGGCAAUAUCUUCCGAGACGAUGCAAGUAUAUGGCUGA